CAGGAGCGGUGUAUACACCGCUUCUCCACCACCCGAAAGAUGCUGCUUGCAGGACUUAUUCCAACGUUCUGCAAGCGCACAGCUUCAGUGUGAAAGCACUCGGGCUGCGGGGGAGGCGCUUUACAUGUGCUAUUUUUGGCCAAAAAGGACCGGAAAAAACACCCCAGUGUGAAAGGGGUCUAGAGCAUUACAAGUCAGUUAAAAAUAAAUGACGGAUGCAGUCAUCAGCUGUAAUAGUGGAACUUUUAUUUAUUUUUUACUGGGUUUUAACUUUAGAGGAGUUUUGUAUUUUGACAGGGCUUUAUUAAAGCGGAGUUCCACCCAUAAAAUUUACUUUACAGAAAUAAACGGCAUUAUCCUAAAACAACAUUUGGAAAUUCAUUUUUUACUCGCCCCCUUCUGCACUGUUGCUGUGGGGAGGCCCCUUGUAGUCUGCCACUUUCUCUCUCCGUGGCGAUUCACGUCAUUUGCCUUGGCACCUGUGCUUGCUAUUGCUUCUGGGAGAUGUGUGCCAUUUUUUUGGGCAGCGCAGAGGGCUCUUUGUGUUUUUUGGAAGCCUGUUGUGAUGGCAACCUGAAAGUUUCCUGUGCUGCGAUGUGAGAACGGGCGGUGCAUGCUGGUUAUACAGCAGCGCCAUAUCUCAGAGGUUUAUCCUUGUGGGCUUCACCUGCCCCCAAGCAGGGUGAAUAUAAGGUUACUUUUCUGAUAAAAUAGAAACAAUAGCGGCGAUAAAUACCAGGCUAAUGAGUGCGAUAUUGGCAUACUAUGAUUGUAACAGAUUGAUUUAAAAAAAGUAUAUACAGUAUGUAGAUGGCACUCCGCUUUAAGCAAGUAGUCAAACGGCUUCUAACUUUAGCUUGUUCAAUUUAAGCUUUGACAAAAAAAGAACCACCUGGAGCCAUUGUUCACACCGGGACGAUUUGACGUUUAAGUUUACAUGACAAAUGGCAUGCCAAAUUGGAGCCUAUUGUUGGCAACGGUACUGUCCGAAUCUGUGCGACACCGACUUUGCAACACUGCUGCAGAAUCAUGUGCGAUUCCUGUCCAAAUCACAUCCGGUUGCCACACCGCAUCAGUGAGUACUGGGCUUAGCCCCUGUUCACAUCGAUGCGAUUUGAUCAAAUUGGAGCCUGUUGCUGGCAAUAGGAGCGUCCAAUUGAUGAAGCGCCCAACGAUUUCCAAAAGUAGUUCCUGCACUAUAUUUGGUGACUACGGGGGUGAUUUCAAUAGACAUCUGUGCGGGUUCAUGCACAGAUGUCUCUCAAAUCGCCCACAAAGGCAGACUGAAAUGUUGCUUUGAAAUCUCAAAUAAUGUGAACUUGGGCUGAAACUGGUUUCUAUGCACCGCUAUACAAGAUUUUGCGCACACUCCAGCUUUAGUAAAUCAACACAAAAACUGACCGGAGCCUGCAUGCUAAAACGGCACACGUGUGUGUGUGUGUGUGUGUUUGUGUAUGUAUGUAUGUAUAUAUGAAUGAGCCCUCUGCAAAAGAUUUGCUCGUUAUGUGUGCACUACCUAUUUAUAACUGCAGUAGUGACUUGCAAAGCUAUGCCAUAGGUUUGCCAUUUAGACCAAAGGUUCAUUGGAGCGUUAUUAGCCAGUCUCUGAGAUCGUUUGCUUGAUGCAGUGCAUGCCAUCGGCUGCAAGAGUUGCUGUGUUUGUCUGUUACACAGCUACAUGAUUGCAAAAUCUUGUAUGUAGCGGGGCCUUAAAAACAUUUCUGCUUUAACUUGGUUAUGCUCUGUGUUUUAUUUUUCCAGGCAUAGGUUUUCUGUAUAUUGACUAACUGCUUUAUUUUCAUUUUUCGUGCAGUGCAGAGUUAAGACUCGGGUGUUUCCUGAUGCCUUGUCAUUUAAAAACUUCUCAAUUGAGGAUCAUCCAUAGUGCUUAACUGUGCAGUGGAUCCAGAAUUUCUAAAGCAUCAUGCAUUCUCCAGUGCAGGCUGUAGCUGUCAUUGGCCUAGAAAUGGACUGUGCCAAAGUUUUAUGCCACUUUUCAUUACUGGUGCAUUACACACCCGGAGAAAACAUUGUAAUUGCCUUCUCAAGAGAUUACAAUGUUUACUCGAGGAAUCAAGAGAAAGUGCCUUGACCCUGAAGAAAUCGACGGGUCUUUGGUUGAAUUGAAAACCGUUCCAUCUUACACCCUUGAGCGCCAGUCGCUCUUGGAUAUGUCUCUUGUGAAACUCCAGCUUUGCCACAUGCUGGUUGAACCAAAUCUGUGUCGUUCGGUGCUCAUUGCCAACACAGUGCGACAAAUACAAGAGGAAAUGACGCAAGACGGCAGCUGGCCAGUGUUUCACGACCACGAACCAGAUCAACCAGCUCCUUUAGAGCGCCUAGUUUCCACAGAUGUUCUCUGCCGGUCCUCCAGAGAGCAAGAUGAAUCAAAACACAUUGAAGAUGGCUACAUCACAUACAGUGAAGAACUCGAGGUCGAAGAGACUGAGGAGAUCUCUGAACUAUCAACUGUGCCUUCAGUAAAAGUUUUGCAGAACUCGACUACAUUCUGGGAGGUUGAGAGCCCCCAGGAAAACAAGGCACACUUGCAGAAGUCUAUAGACCAUAUUUUUGAAUCUUUGGAGAACAGAAACCCAAGCGCCAUGGAAGAAUUAUUUUCAGAAGUUGACACUUCAUACUACGAUCUUGAUACUGUACUAACAGGGAUGAUGGGAAAUUCUAAAUUGGGUCAUUGUGACAUGUUAGAUGGCUUGUCCCCUCAGGCAGCUCCACACAGUCACUGCAAAGCAGAGAUGAAUGAGAUAGACCAUAUUGUGGAGAUUUUGGUGGAAUCCUGAUUUUGUACUCCUUUUAUUUUUUUUUGCUAUAAACUUAUUCAACCUAACCUGGUCCCCAAUCAGCAUGUUACAUGACAUCAAUAUUUUGUUUGGGGCUCCUAAAUCUGUCAUCUUGAAACUGAGCAAACUUUUAUAGAAAAAUAUCUACCAUGGUAUGAGUUAUUUUUUUUUUUUUUUAAUAUGUUCAACUUGGUCCAUAUCACACACAGUUGGCAUGACCUUUUUUUUAUAUGGUAAAUUUAGCGCACUCAGGAUAUUUGCAUGCAUAUGGUGCAUCAAGUGAAUCCGAUACAACGCCUCAGUAAAGGAUUUGCAACUCGUUGAAAAGCAAUAAUUACAUUUUUUUUUUUUUUUCGAUUACGCAUUUGUUCAAACCAAGCCAUACUUUGUAACAAGUAUUACUUCCAUUCUUAGAAAGGGAAAAUGCAUCAUGCAUAUCUUUUUGAUGUAAUAUAAUUUAGUACUAUACUAAUCUGCAGUAUUUAUUUUUAUACAGAAACUGUACAAUUUUAUAGUACACAUGUAUUAUUUAGAUACAUUUACGUAAACGAUCAUGUUUUACUUUUUAUAAUCCUGUCCAAAUUUACUCAAUGAGCUUAUUCAGUAAGGGCACAGUAACUCACAGCAACCACUGAGGCUUCACCUUUUCACUGAUUUUUGUAUGUGGAAAAUUGGAAUGUGGUUGAUGGGGUUACUGCAUUGUGCACAUCCUAUUUGCACUGCAUGAUUACAUCAACCUUCUAGACUCCCAACUGCAGCCCCCCCCCCCCCAUACUUCCAGCAUUCUUUGUCUACAGAAGAGCUUUUAAUUGUAGUGGUAUGAUAAUGGGAAUUUGUAAUAACGCAAAGAGUUUGCUGUAACAUAGCUCAGACAUUUAGCUUUCAGUAAAUUCUAGGAAACUA
Messenger RNA from Rana temporaria (common frog), 3701 nucleotides. It is a transcript of the gene CDCA4, whose product is annotated as cell division cycle associated 4. The transcript is spliced from 2 exons. Gene Ontology annotation, cellular component: nucleus. NCBI's taxonomy places the organism in Eukaryota, Metazoa, Chordata, Amphibia, Anura, Ranidae. Bases 2058 to 2798 code for a protein of 246 amino acids. Gene Ontology annotation, molecular function: transcription regulator activity. The record is from RefSeq and is a predicted model, not a curated record.